Camelus dromedarius (Arabian camel) is the source of this 14229-nucleotide messenger RNA. RefSeq names its product polycystin 1, transient receptor potential channel interacting (gene PKD1). Gene Ontology annotation, molecular function: monoatomic cation channel activity; protein binding. The record is from RefSeq and is a predicted model, not a curated record. Gene Ontology annotation, biological process: kidney development; calcium ion transport. Gene Ontology annotation, cellular component: plasma membrane. The transcript is spliced from 46 exons. Bases 216 to 13145 code for a protein of 4309 amino acids. NCBI's taxonomy places the organism in Eukaryota, Metazoa, Chordata, Mammalia, Artiodactyla, Camelidae.
GGCCCGCACUGCAGCGCCAGCGCGCGAGCGGGCGGCUGAGGACUCAGAACCGGGCCCGAGCGCCGACCGGGCGUCGCGCAGGGAGACAGGCCGCCGCCGCCGCCGGAUCCCGCCCUGCGCCCAGCCAUGCCGUCCGCGGGCCCUGCCUGAGCCACGGCCACCGGGGCCGGGCGGGCUCUGGGCCGGGCCGGGGCCAUGCUUGCGCUGCCCUGACGAUGCCGCCCGCCGCGCCCGCCCGCCUGGCGCUCGCCCUGGGCCUGGGCCUGUGGCUCGGGGCGCUGGCGGGGGUCCCCGGGCGCGGCUGCGGACCGUGCGCACCCCCAUGCCUCUGCGGCCCGGCGCAUGGCGCCGCCUGCCGCGUCAACUGCUCCGGCCGCGGACUGCGGACUCUCGGGCCCGCGCUGCGCAUCCCCGCGGACGCCACCGUGCUAGACAUCUCCCACAACCUGCUCCAGGCACUGGACAGCGGGUUCCUGGCGAACCUCUCAGCGCUGACAGAGCUGGACAUAAGCGACAACAAGAUUUCUACAUUAGAAGAAGGAAUAUUUGCUAAUUUAUUUAAUUUAAGUGAAAUAAACCUGAGCGGUAACCCACUGGAGUGUGACUGUGGUCUGGCCUGGCUGCCGCGCUGGGCGGAGGAGCAGCAGGUUCGCGUGGUGCGGCCUGAGGCGGCCACGUGUGCUGGGCCUGGCCCCCUGGCUGGCCGGCCCCUCCUCAGCGUCCCUCUGCUGGACAGUGGCUGUGGUGAGGAGUACAUCGCCUGUGUCCCUGACGACAGCUCGGGCGCCGUGGUGCUGCUGGCCUUCUCAGCUGCCCAUGAGGGCCCGCUGGCAACUGAGGCCUGCAGCGCCUUCUGCUUCGUGGCUGGCCAGGACCUCGCAGCCCUCUCCGAGCAGGGCCGGUGCCUGUGCGGGGCGGCCCAGCCCCCCAAUGUCUCUUCUGCCUGCCUGCCCUUCUGCUCCAGCCCCCUGCUGCCCCCCACCCCCACCUGUGGGGGCCCCACCCUUCUCCAGAACAUCUUCCCUGCCUCCCCAGGGGCUGCCCUGGUGGGGCCCCGAGGACCCCUGGCCUCUGGUCAGCCAGCAGCCUUCCAUGUGUCUGCCCCACUGCCUGUUAGCUCCACCCACUGGGACUUUGGCGAUGGCUCCCCUGAGGUGGAUGUUGCUGGCCAGGAGGCUACUCACUGCUACAUGCUGCCUGGGCACUAUCACGUGACAGCUGUGCUGGCCCUGGGGGAUGGCUCUGCUCGGUUGGGGGCAGAGGUACAGGUGGAGGCCGCUCCCGCAGCCCUGGAGCUCAUCUGUCUGGCCUCGGUGCGCCGUGACGAGACCCUGCAGCUCGGGGUCCGAAACCGAGGCGGCUCCAGCCUCCAGGCUGCCUACAGCAUCGUAGCCCUGGGAGAGGAGCCAGCCCAAGUGGUGCAUCCGCUCUGCCCCUCGGACACUGAGAUCUUCCCUGGUAAUGGGCACUGCUACCGCCUGGUGGCAGAGAAGGCAGCCUGGCUGCAGGCGCAGGAGCGGUGCCGGGCCUGGGCUGGGGCUGCCCUGGCCAUGGUGGACAGUCCUGCUGUCCAGCACUUCCUGGUCUCCCGUGUCACCAGGAGCCUGGACGUGUGGAUCGGCUUCUCUGCUGUGGAGGGAGCCGAGGUGGGCCCAGCACCGCAGGGCGAGGCCUUCAGCCUGGAAAGCUGCCAGAACUGGCUGCCGGGGGAGCCACACCCCGCCACGGCUGAGCGCUGUGUGAGGCUUGGGCCUGCUGGGCAGUGCAACACGGACCUGUGCUCGGUGCCGCACAGCUAUGUCUGUGAGCUGCAGCCUGGAGGCCCCGUGCGGGAUGCAGAGAACUUCCUCGUGGGAGCACUCAGGGGGGACCUGCAGGGGCCCCUGAGCCCCCUGGCACAGCAGGAGGCCCUCUCAGCCCCCCGGGAGCCCGUCGAGGUGAUGGUGUUCCCUGGCCUGAGCCUGAGCCGUGAAGCCUUCCUCACUUCUGCUGAGUUUGGGACCCAGGAUCUCAGCCAGCCCGCCCAGCUGCGGCUGCAGGUGUACCGGCCCAUGGAAGGAGCAGGGGCCCCAGAAAACAUCAGUGAUCCCCAGAGUAGGUCCCUGGAGAACAGGACUGAGCCAGCCCCCUCAUGUACACCGGAAGGACACCAGUGCCCCAGAUCCAACAUCUGUCUGCCACUGGAUGCCCCCUGCCACCUCCAGGCCUGUGCCAAUGGGUCCACAUCAGGGCUGGGGCUCCCUGAUGUCUCCUAUGCACUGUGGAAAGAGUUCCUCUUCUCCGUGCCUGCAGGUCCCCCCACCCAGUACUCGGUCACCUUCCAUGGCCAAGACAGCCCCCUGCUCCCUGGUGACCUCAUCAGCUUGCAGCAUGAUGCUGGACCAGGCACCUUCCUGCACUGCCCCCCGGCACUCGGCCACCCUGGCCCCGAGGUCCCAUACUUCUUCACCAACGUCUCAGCCUGGCUGGCCCACCUGCCUGCCCAGCUAGAGGUGGCCCCGACUGGCCCUGCUUGUGCCCUGCGGCUGCUUGCUGCCACAGAGCAGCUCACCCCUCUGCUAGGCCUGAGCCCCAACCCGGGGCUGCAGCAGCCCGGGCACUAUGAGGUCAGGGCCACAGUGGGCAACCACGUGUCCAGGCAGAACCUGUCCUGCAGCUUUGAUGUGCUUUCCCCAGUGGCUGGGCUUCGGGUCAUCUACCCGACCCCCGACGACAGCCGCAUCUUCGUGCCCACCAAUGGCUCGCUCAUGGUGCUCCAGGUGGACUCUGGUGCCAAUGCCACGGCUACAGUACGCUGGCCAGGGGGCAAUGUCAGCGCACCCUUUGAGGCCACUUGCCCUACCACGGUGGCUGCCCUGGUGCCUGGCUGUACCCACGAGGCCAACGCCACCCUAUUCUCGGUGCUGGAGUUGCCCAGGCUCAGUGAGGGUGAACAUGAGGUGGACAUUGUGGUGGAGAACGGUGCUGGCCGAGCCGACCUCAGCCUGCAGGUGAAGGCUGAGGAGCCCAUCCGUGGCCUCCGCGCCAUGCCCAGCCCUGAGGCCCGCGUGCUGCAGGGUGUCUUGGUGAGGUACAGCCCCGUGGUGGAGGCUGGCUCAGACGUGGUCUUCCGCUGGACCAUUGAUGACAAGCAGUCCCUGACCUUUCACAACGUGGUCUUCAAUGUCAUCUACCAGAGCGCCGCCAUCUUCAAGCUCUCGCUGACAGCCUCUAACCAUGUGAGCAAUGUCACUGUGAACUACAACGUCACUGUGGAGCGGAUGCACAGGAUGCGGGGCCUGCGGGUAUCUGUGCUGCCACUUGUGCUGCCCCCCAAUGGCACGCUGGCACUGGCGGCCCACGUGCUGGUGGACUCGGCUGUGGAGGUGGCCUUCCUGUGGACCUUCGGGGAUGGGGAGCAGGUGAUCGGCCAGUUCAAGCCUCCAUACAACGAGUCCUUCCAGGUCCCAGACCCUACAGUGGCCCAGGUGCUGGUGGAGCACAAUACAACACACACCUACACCGUCCCAGGUGAAUACAACCUGACCCUGCUUGUGUCUAAUGCCUUCGAGAACCUGACGCAGAAGGUGCUUGUGAGUGUGCGUGCCACCCUGCCUGCCUUGGCCGUGGCCAUGGGUAGUCAUGUCCUGGUGGCUGGCCAGCCUGUUACCUUCUUCCCACACCCACUGCCCUCCCCCGAGGGCGUCCUGUAUACAUGGGACUUCGGGGACGGUUCCCCAGCUGUGACACAGCCCCAGCCAGAGGUCAACCACACGUAUGCCUCGAGAGGCAUGUACCACAUUCGCCUGGAGGUCAACAACACUGUCAGCAGCACAGUGGCAGGUGUCAGUGUCCGCGUCUUUGAGGAGCUCCAUGGCUUGACUGUGAACCUGAGCCCAGCUGUGGAGCAGGGUGCACCUGUUGUGGUCAAUGCGACCCUGGAUUCGGGCGACAACGUCACAUGGACUUUCGACAUGGGGGAUGGCACAGUGCUCACGGGCCCCGAGGCCGUGGUGGAGCACGUGUACCUGCGGGCUCAGAACUGCACGGUGACCGUGGGCGCGUCCAGCCCCGCCGGCCGCCUGGCCCAGAGCCUGCCUGUGCAGGUCUUUGUCCUGGAGGUGCUGUGGAUCGACCCUGCAUUCUGCAUCCCCACCCAGCCCCACGCCCAGCUCAUGGCCCAUGUCACUGGGGACCCUGCUCACUUCGUCUUUGACUGGACCUUUGGGGACGGCUCAUCCAACACGACCGUCCAGGGGGACCCGACAGUGACUCACAACUUCACGCGCAGUGGCACAUUCCCCCUGGCGCUGGUCCUAUCAAGCCACGUGAACAAGGCGCAUUACUUCAGCAGUGUCUGUGUGGAGCCCGAGGUGGGCAACGUCACCCUGUGGCCCGAGAGGCAGUUCGUGCAGCUCGGGGAUGAGGCUGGGCUGGUGGCCCGUGCCUGGCCCCCAUUCCCCUACCGGUACACCUGGGACUUCGGCACUAAGGAUGCUGCCACCCGUGUCGGGGGCCCUGAGGCCACAUUUAUGUACCGGGACUCGGGUUCCUACCUGGUGACAGUCACUGUGUCUAAUAACAUCUCGGCCGCCAAUGACUCGGCGCUCGUGGAGGUGCAGGAGCCCGUGGAGCUCGCAGGCAUCAGGGUCAACGGCUCCCAUGUGCUGGAGCUGCAGCAGCCCUACCUGUUCUCCGCUGAGGGCCGCGGACACCCCGCCACCUACCUUUGGGAGCUGGGGGACGGCGGGCAGCUCGAGGGCCCCACAGUCACCCACGCCUACAACUGCACGGGCUACUUCACUGUCAGGGUGGCCGGUUGGAAUGAGGUGAGCCGGGGGGAGGCCUGGCUGAAUGUCACGGUACAGCAGCGCGUGCGGGGGCUCAGUGUCAAUGCCAGCCGCACAGUGGUGCCCCUGAACAGCAGCGUGAGCUUCAGCACUGUGCUGGAGGCAGGCAGCAACGUGCACUACUCCUGGGUCCUCUGUGACCGCUGUACACCCAUCCCCGGGGGCCCCACCAUCUCCUACACCUUUCGCUCCAUUGGCACCUUCAACAUCAUUGUCACGGCUGAGAACGAGGUGGGCACUGCCCAGGACAGCAUCUUCAUCUAUGUCCUGCAGCACAUCGAGGGGCUGCAGGUGGUGGGUGGCGGCAAUAGCUGCUGCUUCCCCACCAACCGCACGCUGCAGCUGCAGGCUGCGGUCCGGGAUGGCACCAACAUCUCCUACAGCUGGACUGCCCAGGCGGAUGGUGGCCCAACCCUCACUGGCAGCGGCAAAGCCUUCUCACUCACUGUGCUUGAGGCUGGCACCUACCACAUCCAGCUGCGGGCCACCAAUAUGCUGGGCAGUGCCUUGGCCAACCGCACUGUGGACUUUGUGGAACCUGUUGGGUGGCUGGCUGCGGCUGCCUCCCCAAACCCAGCUGCUGUCAACACAAGUGUCGCCCUCCGUGCUGAGCUGGCUGGUGGCAGUGGUGUCACUUACACCUGGUCUCUGGGGGAAGGGCUGAGCUGGGAGACCCCAGAGCCAUCCACCACCCUUGCCUUUCCCAGCCCCGGUCUGCACCUGGUCACAGUCAUGGCCAAGAACCAGCUGGGCUCAGCCAAUGCCACCAUUGAAGUGGCCGUGCAGGUUCCUGUGAGUGGCCUUAGCAUCAGGGCCGGUGAACUGGACUGCAGCUUUGUGGUAACCGGCUCCACCGUGCCCUUCUCAGGGCAGCUGGCCUUGGGCACCGAUGUGAACUGGUGCUGGGCCAUGCCGGGUGGCGACAGGCAUGGCCAGCACGUCACCAUGAUCUUCCCUGACGCUGGCACCUUCUCCAUUCAGCUCAAUGCCUCCAACACGGUCAGUUGGAUCAUAGCCACACACAACCUCACGGUGGAGGAGCCAGUCACGGGCCUGGUGCUGUGGGCCAGCAGUAAGGUGGUAGAGCCUGGGCAGCUGAUCCACUUUCAGAUCCUGCUGGCCACCGGCUCGGCUGUCAGCUUCCACCUGCAGGUGGGCGUGGCUGGCCUCGAGACACUUCCUGGGCCCCACUUCUCCCGAAGUUUCCCCCACGUCGGGGAAUACACAGUGAGUGUCCAGGCCAAGAACCACGUGAGCCGGGCGCAGGCGCAGGUGCGCAUCUCGGUGCUAGAGGCCGUGGCUGGGCUCCAGGUGCCCGACUGCUGUGAGCUGGCCAUCGCCACGGGCGCUGAGAGGAACUUCACGGCCCGGGUGCAGCGGGGGACCCGCGUUGCCUAUGCGUGGUACUUCUCCUUACAGAAGGUCCAAGGGGACUCACUGGUCAUCCUGUCGGGCCGUGAUGUCACCUACACCCCAGUGGCUGCAGGGCUGCUGGAGAUUCACGUGCGAGCUUUCAACGAGCUGGGCGGCGUAAACCGCACACUCAUGGUUGAGAUCCAGGAUGUCAUCCAGCAUGUGGUGCUGCGCAGCAGCCGCUGCUUCACCAACCGCUCGGCCCGCUUCGAGGCUGCCACCAGCCCCAGCCCCCGGCGCGUGGCCUACCGCUGGGAUUUCGGCGACGGGACCCUGGUUGAGGACACAGAGGUACCUUGGGCUGCCCACUCCUACCUGCAGCCUGGGGACUACCAAGUAGAGGUGAAUGCCUCCAACCUGGUGAGCUUCUUCGUGGCACAGGCCACAGUCACUGUCCACGUGUUGGCCUGCAGGGAGCCCGAGGUGGACGUGGCCCUGCCCCCGCAGGUGCUAAUGCGACGUUCCCAGCGCAACUACCUGGAAGCCCAUGUCGACCUGCGUAACUGUGUCACCUACCAGACUGAGUACCGCUGGGAGGUGUACCGUGCCACUAGCUGCCAGCGAUCUGGGCGCAUGACCCAUGUGACUCUGCCUGGUGUGGACGUGAGCCGGCCUCAGCUGGUGGUACCACGGCUGGCACUUCCCGUGGGCCACUACUGUUUCGUGUUUAUGGUGUCAUUUGGGGACACACCCCUUGCACGGAGCAUCCAGGCCAACGUGACCGUGGCCCCUGAGCGCCUGGUGCCCAUUGUUGAGGGUGGCUCCUACCGAGUGUGGUCAGACACUCAAGACCUGGUGCUGAAUGGCAGUAAGUCCUAUGACCCCAACCUGGAGGAUGGUGACCAGACGCCGCUCAGCUUCCACUGGGCCUGCGUGGCCUCGACACAGAGUGAAACUGGUGGGUGUGUACUGAACUUCGGGCCCCGUGGGAGCAGCGUGGUCACCAUCCCGCGGGAGCGCCUGCAGGCUGGCGUGGAAUACACCUUCAACCUGACUGUGUGGAAAGCCGGCCGGAAGGAGGAGGCCACCAACCAGACGGUGCUGAUCCGGAGUGGCCGGGUGCCCAUUGUGUCCUUGGAGUGCGUGUCCUGCAAGGCGCAGGCCGUCUAUGCUGUGAGCCGCAGCUCCUACGUGUACCUGGAGGGUCGCUGUGACAGCUGCAGCGGGGGCUCCACGCGAGGGCGCUGGGCGGCACGCACCUUUAGCAACGAGACGCUGGUGCUGGAUGAAACGACCACAUCCACGGGCAGCGCGGGCAUGCGGCUAGUGGUGCGGCGCGGCGUGCUCCGGGAUGGUGAGGGCUACACGUUCACGCUCACGGUGCUGGGCCACUCCGGCGAGGAGCAGGGCUGCGCCUCCAUCAGCCUCUCCCCCAACCGCCCUCCACUGGGGGGCUCCUGCCGCCUCUUCCCCCUCGAGGCCGUGCAUGCUCUCACCACCAAGGUGCACUUUGAGUGUGUAGGUUGGCAGGACGCGGAAGACGCAGGUGCUCCCCUGGUGUAUGCCCUGCUGCUGCGGCGUUGUCGCCAAGGCCACUGCGAAGAGUUCUGUGUCUACAAGGGCAGCCUCUCCACCUACGGGGCUGUGCUGCCGCCUGGCUUUGCGCCUCGCUUUGUGGUAGGCCUGGCUGUGGUUGUGCAGGACCAGCUGGGUGCAGCUGUGGUUGCACUCAACAACUCUCUGGCCAUCACUCUGCCAGAGCCCCCCAGAGACCCUGCCGACAGCCCCCGGGACCUCACACUCUGGCUGUACAGCCUCACAGAGAGCAUGCUGCCUGGGCUGCUGAGACAGGCCGACCCCCAGCACGUCAUCGAGUACUCACUGGCCCUCAUCACCGUGCUCAACGAGUACGAACAUACUCUGGCCAUGGUGGCAGAGCCGGACCUCAAGCAGCAGCUGCGUGCCCAGAUACGCAAGAAUAUCACAGAGACACUGGUCUCCCUGCGGGUCAACACCGUGGAUGACAUUCAGCAGGUCGCAGCUGCGCUGGCCCAGUGCACGGUGUCCAGCAGGGGGCUGCUGUGCCGCUCGUGCCUGAAGAAGACGUUGCAUAAGCUGGAGGGCAUGAUGCGCAUCCUUCAGGCGGAGACUGCCGCGGGCACCGGGACGCCCACUGCCAUUGCCGACAGCAUCCUCAACAUCACAGGCGACCUCAUCCACCUGGCCAGCUCAGACAUGCAGGGCCCGCAGCCAUCAGAGCUGGGGGCUGAGCUGCCAUCACUGAUGGUGGCAUCCAGGGCCUACCACCUCUCGUCAGCCCUCAUGUGCAUCCUCAUGCGCUCCCGUGUGCUCAACGAGGAGCCCCUGACCCUGGCGGGUGAGGAGAUUGUGGCGCAGGGCAAGCGCUCGGACCCGCUGAGCCUGCUGUGUCAGGGCAACGCCUCGGGCCCUGGCUGCCACUUUUCCAUCCCCACGGCCUUCAGUGGGGCCCUGUCCAACCUCAGUGAUGUGGUGCAGCUCAUCUUCCUUGUCGACUCCAAUCCCUUUCCCUUUGGCUACAUCAGCAACUACACCGUCUCCACCAAGGUGGCGUCCAUGGCCUUCCAGACACAGGCUGGUGCCCAGAUCCCUAUCAGGCAGCUAGCCUCAGAGCGUGCCAUCACGGUAAAGGUGCCCAACAACUCAGACCAGGCUGCCCACGGCCACCGCCUCCCUGCCGGCUCUGCCGUCAUCCAGCCCCAGGCCUCGGUCAGCGUUGUGGUCACCCCUGAGAACAGCAACCCGGAGGCCGGGCUGCACCUGCAGCUCACCUACACGGUGCUCAACGAGCUCUACCUGCCCGAGGAGCCCGAGCCCUUCCUGGCCGUCUACCUGCACUCAGUGCCCCAUCCCAAUGAGCACAACUGCUCAGCCAGCAGGAGGAUCAGCCCAGAGGCCCUGGCCGGGGACGACCACAGGCCCUACACCCUCUUCAUUGCCCCCGGGACAGGAGACCUGGGCAGGAGCUACUACCUGAACCUGACCAGCCACUUCCGUUGGUCAGCACUGGAGGUGUCUGUGAGUCUGUACACAUCCCUCUGCCAGUACUUCAGUGAGGAGGAGAUGGCGUGGCGGACAGAAGGGCUGCUGCCCCUGGAGGAGACCUCACCCAGCCAGGCUGUCUGCCUCACCCGCCACCUCACCGCCUUUGGCGCCAGCCUCUUUGUGCCCCCCAGCCACGUCCACUUUAUCUUCCCUGAGCCGGCCUCUGGCAUGAAUUACAUUGUUCUGCUGACAUGUAUAGUAUGCCUGGUAACCUACGCAGUCAUGGCUGGGAUUCUGCGUAAGCUGGACCAGCUAGACGUCCGCCGGGUCCGCGUCAUCCCUUUCUGUGGGAAGGGGGGCCGCUUCAAGUAUGAGAUCCUGGUCAAGACUGGUUGGGGCCGGGGCUCAGGUACCACAGCGCAUGUGGGCAUCAUGCUGUACGGGGCAGACAGUCGGAGUGGCCACCGGCACCUGGACGGGGACAGAGCCUUCCACCGCAACAGCCUGGACAUCUUCCAGAUUGCCACCCCGCACAGCCUGGGCAGUGUGUGGAAGAUCCGUGUGUGGCAUGACAACAAAGGACUCAGCCCCGCCUGGUUCCUGCAGCACGUCAUUGUCAGGGACCUGCAGAAUGCCCGCAGCACCUUCUUCCUGGUCAACGACUGGCUGUCGGUGGAGACUGAGGCCAACGGGGGCCUGGUGGAGAAGGAGGUGCUGGCAGCAAGCGACGCGACCCUGCGGAGAUUCAGGCGGCUCCUCGUGGCUGAGCUGCAGCGCGGCUUCUUUGACAAGCACAUUUGGCUUUCAAUAUGGGACCGGCCGCCUCGGAGCCGCUUCACUCGUGUCCAGAGGGCUACAUGCUGUGUCCUCCUCAUCUGCCUCUUUCUGGGUGCCAAUGCUGUGUGGUAUGGCGUUGUGGGAGAUGCUGCCUACAGCCUGGGGCCUGUGUCCAAUCUGAUCCCACUGAGCUUCGAUACAGUCGCUGUUGGCCUGGUGUCCAGCGUGGUUGUCUACCCCGUCUACCUGGCCAUCCUGUUCCUCUUCCGGAUGUCCCGGAGCAAGGUGGCUGGGGGUCCGAGCCCCACCCCCAUGGGGCCACAGGCACUGGAUGUGGACAGUUGCCUGGACUCGUCUGUGCUGGACAGCUCCAUCCUUGCGUUCCCAGGACUCCGUGCAGAGGCCUUUGCUGGACAAGUGAAACAGGACUUAUUUCUGGAGGAUUCUAAAAGCCUGGUGUGCUGGCCAUCCAGCGAAGGCACGCUCAGUUGGCCAGACUUGCUGAGUGACCCAUCUGUCAUGGGCAGCACCCUGCAGCGUCUGGCCCGGGGCCAGAUGGGCUGCACACUGGGCCCAGAGGAGGACAGUGUCUCCCUGGUCAGUCCCUCCUCCCCUGCCAAAUACUUCUCAGCUUCAGAUGAAGACCUGAUCCGGCAGAUCCUGGCUGAAGGGGUCAGUAGCCUGGUCCCUACCCAGGACACUCUGGGAGAAACGGACCUGCGCACUGGCCUGUCCAGCACUCCCGGGGACAGGACUCAGACGCUGGUGCUGCAGAAACUGGGGGAGAGGGGGCCGCCCAGUCCGGGCCUGACAUGGGAGCAGCCCCAGUCAGCCAAGCUUUCCAGGACAGGGCUGGUGGAGGGUCUGCGGAAGCGACUGCUGCCUGCUUGGUGUGCUCCCCUGGCUCAUGGGCUCAGCCUGCUCCUGGUGGCCGUGGCCGUGGGGGUGUCGGGGUGGGUGGGUGCCAGCUUCCCCCCCAGUGUGUCCGUCAUGUGGCUCCUCUCAAGCAGCUCCAGCUUCCUGGCCUCAUUCCUCUGCUGGGAACCGCUCAAGGUCCUGCUGGAAGCCCUAUACUUCUCACUGGUGGCCAAGCGGCUGCACCCCGAUGAGGAUGACACCCUGGUGGAGAGCCCGGCUGUGACGCCUGUGAGCGAGCGUGUGCCCCGAGUGCGGCCACCCCAUGGCUUUGCACUCUUCCUGGCAAAGGAGGAAGCCCGAAAGGUCAAGAGGCUGCAUGGGAUGUUGAGGGGCCUUCUGGUGUACAUGUUCUUCCUGCUGGUGACGCUGCUGGCCAACUAUGGGGACACCUCAUGCCACAGCCAUGCCUACCACCUGCAGAGUGCCAUCAAGCAGGAGCUGGACAGCCGGGCCUUCCUGGCCAUCACCCGGUCUGAUGAGUUCUGGCCAUGGAUGUCCCAUGUACUGCUCCCCUACAUCCACGGGAACCAAUCUAGACCAGAGCUGGGGCCCCCACGACUACGGCAGGUGCGGCUGCAGGAAGCUCUUUGCCCAGACCCUCCUGGCUCAGGGGCGCUCACAUGCUCGGCAGCCUCAGGGAGCUUCAGCACCGGUGACUAUGGCAUUGGCUGGGGGAGUGCUGCCCAUAACGGCUCUGAGACAUGGGCCUACUCGGCACCGGACCUGCUAGGCGUCUGGUACUGGGGCUCCUGUGCUGUGUAUGACAGUGGGGGCUACGUGCAGGAGCUGGGGCCCAGCCUAGAGGAGAGCCGCGCGCAGCUGGGCUUCCUGCAGCUGCACAACUGGAUAGACAACAGGAGCCGCGCCGUGUUCGUGGAGCUCACGCGUUACAGCCCGGCCGUGGGGCUGCACGCCUCAAUCACGCUGCGCCUUGAGUUCCCCGCCGCCGGACAUGCCGUGGCGGCCCUCAGCGUCCGCCCGUUCGCCCUGCGGCGCCUUAGCGCCGGCCUCUCGCUGCCACUGCUCACCUCGGUGAGCCUGCUGCUGUUCGCGGUGUAUUUCUCGGGGGCCGAGGUACGUGCCUGGCGCCGGGAGGGGCGCGGGCGUGCGGCGCGGCCUGGGACCUGGGCACGGUGGCUGCUGGUGGCGCUGACGGCAGCCGCUGCGCUGGUGCGCCUGGCCCAGUUGGGCGCCGCCGACCGCCAGUGGACCCGCUUCCUGCGCCGCCGCCCUCGUCGCUUCACCAGCUUCGAACAGGUGGCACAGCUGAGCGCCGUGGCCCGCGGCCUGGCGGCCUCACUGCUCUUCCUGCUUUUAGUCAAGGCCGCCCAGCAGCUGCGCUUUGUGCGCCAGUGGUCGGUUUUUGGCAAGACACUGUGCCGCGCCCUGCCAGAGCUCGCGGGGGCAGCCUUGGGCCUGGUGGUGCUUGCCGUGGCCUACGCCCAGUUGGCUGUUCUGUUGGUCUCCUCCUGUGUGGACUCCCUUCGGAGCGCAGCUCGGGCCCUCUUGGUGCUGUGCCCAGGUGCUGGGAGUCCCGCCCUGUGCCCUGCCGAGUCCUGGCGCCUGUCCCCCGUGUUGUGCACCGGGCUCUGGGCCCUGCGGCUGUGGGGUGCCCUGAGGCUGGGGGCAGUCCUUCUGCGGUGGCGGUACCACGCUCUGCGGGGGGAGCUCUACCGCCCAGCCUGGGAGCCGCAGGACUACGAGAUGGUGGAACUGUUCCUGCGCAGGCUGCGCCUCUGGAUGGGCUUCAGCAAGGUUAAGGAGUUCCGCCACAAAGUCCGCUUUGAAGGGAUGGAGCCAUUACCCUCCCGCUCAUCUAGGGGCUCCAAGUCUUCUCCGGACAUGCCCCCACACAGUGGGGGCUCCGAUGCUUCUCGCCCCUCCACCUCCUCCAGCCAGCUGGACGGGCUGAGCGUGAUCACGGGCCUGGGCCGGCCAGGGCCCCGAGGGGAGCCAGAGCCUGAGCCCUCCCGCCUCCAAGCUGUGUUUGAGGCCUUGCUGGCCCAGUUCGACCGACUCAACCAGGCCACGGAGGACGUCUACCAGCUGGAACAGCGGCUGCAGAGCCUGCGUGGCCUCAGGAACAGUGGGCCCCCAGCUUCCACUCCCACCUGCCCCCUCCCAGGCCUGCGGCCAGCCCUGCCCAGCCGCCUGGCCCGGGCCAGUCGAGGGGUUGGCCUGACUACAGGCCCCAGCAGGGUGUCCCUGCGGGCAAAGAACAAGAUCCACCCCAGCAGCACUUAGCCUCUGGGCAUCUGGGCUCAUGCCUCUUCCCUGGGGUGGGCCUGUGACUUUACUCCGGCCCCUCAGAGCCAGAGCAGACGCCGCUUAGUAUUAUUAUCUUCUGCCACCCUCCAGGUUUCGGGCCAGGCAGAACAGCUGCACACAGGUCCCUCAGAGAAUGGACAGCACUUGUCUGUCUCUCUGUGGGCUUCAGCACUUUAAAGAGGCCACGUGGCCAGCCAGGACCCAGGGUCCCCUCCUCAGUUCCCUGUGGGAGGACACAGCAGUAUUGGACUGAGUGCCCAGCCUCUGAGAUGCUAAUUUAUUUCCCAAGUCCUCAGGUACAGCGGGCUGUGCCCGGCCCCACCUUCUGGGCAGACAUCUAUCUCCCCUUGCUAAGGAUCCAGGCUGUGGGGAGGGAAUCUGCACUUCCUGUUAUCCUCCCCCUAAAUUAUUACCUCCUGCCCCCUUGCUGAGUGCACUCACUUCCAGCCACCGCUGUGUGUCUAUUGUCAGUAAUUUAUGUGGGGUUAAAAUGUAUAUAUUUUUGUACGUCGCUUUUUUUCAGUAGGGUCAAGGGGCUUGGUGGCUGAACCAACCUGCACCCACUGUCACCCACAGCGAGGGGGAGCUGGGACUGCAGAGCUGGCCUUCUUCCCCAGACACCUGCCUUUAUGGCUGGGGAAGCAACAGCUGCUUCUUGGAACCAAGUCUGGCCUUGGGCAGGUGGGGCUGUUGGAUGGGCACCAUCACCACUGUGGCCUUAUUUUCCUGCCCUGCCCAAGGUGGGGCAGGGAGAAGGAAGGCCUAGGCCUGCUGGUGUCAGGUCUGGGGGAGGGGCAGGGCCCGUGCAUGGCACAGGACCCCAGGGUAGGUAGGGGGAAAGACCUCCCCCCGGGAGCUGGCUCUCGGGCCAGGAGAGGUGAGUGUGACAGUGCAUGUGUGAGAACCCACAUGGUGACACGUGAGGCUUUCCUGAGGGUGAGGCCCCACCAGCAGCCAGAGAGGCCACUGCCCUUGUCCAGUGGGCAUGGCCAAAGCUAAAGCCUUAAUCCCGCCCUGUCCCCCAACAGACGAAGUCAAAUAAAUGAGUUGGCUGACUUGA